UGGAGUUCAGUGAUCUGUGUUAAUGGAGUCACUGCCGCCCAGGAACUCUGGGCAGGUUCCUGUCCCGUCAAGAGUGCUGGAGGCCGAACUUGGAAUACAAGUUUAAGGUUCCCUAGAGGACGAAGGAUAAGGAGCUGAGCUCCCCGCUCCCCCUCCCAGUCUGCGGCGGGAGAGGCCAACCCCGACCCUGGGGUGCGCAUGUGGGCCCCGGUGGGCGUCCUGACCUCGCUGGCGUACUGCCUCCACCAGCGGCGGGUGGCUCUGGCCGAGCAGCGGGGGUCUGACGACCAGAAUUCCGUCGACCGAAGCCUGCUGGAGUUGAAAAUGGUGCAAGUUGUGUUUCGACACGGGGCGCGGAGCCCUCUCAAGGCGCUUCCGCGGGAGGAGCAGGUAGAGUGGAAACCCCAGCUACUAGAGGUCCCACCCCGAACUCGGUUUGAUUACACAGUCACCAAUCUAGCCGGUGGCCCGAAACCACAUUCUCCUUUCGACUCUCAGUACCACGAGACCACGCUGAAGGGGGGCAUGUUUGCUGGACAGCUGACCAAGGUGGGCAUGCAGCAGAUGUUUGCCCUGGGAGAGAGGCUGAGGAAGAACUACGUGGAGGACAUCCCCUUUCUUUCGCCAACCUUCAACCCACUGGAGGUCUUCAUUCGUUCCACUAACAUAUAUCGGAAUCUGGAGUCUACCCGGUGUUUGCUGGCUGGGCUUUUCCAAUGUCAGAAAGAAGGACCUGUCAUCAUCCACACUGAUGAAGCAAGCUCUGAAGUCUUGUACCCCAACUACCAAAACUGCCGGAGCCUCCGGGAAAGAACCAGAGGCCGGAGGCAGGCUGCUGCUUUGCAGCCAGGGAUCUCAGAGGAUUUGAAGAAGGUGAAGGAAGGGAUGGGCAUUGCCAGUAGCGAUGGAGUGGACUUCCUCAUCCUCCUGGACAACAUGGCUGCUGAGCAGGUGCACAGCCUCCCGAGCUGCCCCACGUUGAAGAGGUUCGCAUGGAUGAUUGAGCAGAGAGCGGUGGACACAGCCUUGUACAUCCUGCAAAGGGAAGACAGGGAAAGCCUUCAGAUGGCAGUGGGCCAAUUCCUCCACAUUCUGGAGAGCAACCUGCUGAACGUCGUGGACCCUGCCACUCCACCCGGCAAGACCAGAAAGCUGUACCUCUAUGCAGCUCAUGAUGUGACCCUCAUGCCUCUCUUAAUGGCCCUGGGGAUUUUUGACCACAAAUGGCCCCCGUUUGCUGUGGACCUGACCAUGGAACUCUACCAGCACCGGGAGUCUAAGGAGUGGUUUGUGCAGCUCUAUUACCGUGGGGAGGAGCAGGUGCCGAAAGGUUGCCCUGACCGGCUCUGUCCACUGGACAAGUUCUUGAACACCAUGUCAAUUUAUACCUUGAGCCCAGAAAAAUACCACACACUCUGCUCUGAAGCACAAGUGAUGAGACUUGGAAAUGGAGAGUGAGUGAUUUGUACAAGUAGGAUGUGUUGAUUUUUUUAAAUAAAAUGCCUUUACACAAUG
Molecule: messenger RNA, 1515 nt
Organism: Eubalaena glacialis (North Atlantic right whale)
Lineage: Eukaryota; Metazoa; Chordata; Mammalia; Artiodactyla; Balaenidae
Gene: ACP6
Product: acid phosphatase 6, lysophosphatidic
Exons: 11
Coding region: 199-1458 (419 amino acids)
Biological process (GO): dephosphorylation
Molecular function (GO): phosphatase activity
Source: RefSeq, a predicted model, not a curated record